Molecule: messenger RNA, 1311 nt
Organism: Monascus purpureus
Lineage: Eukaryota; Fungi; Ascomycota; Eurotiomycetes; Eurotiales; Aspergillaceae
Source: the annotation of a GenBank genome assembly
AUGAGACAGCCCAAUUUCAAGAAACGGAAGAAGUCCCCUGACCACGAUAUCAUCCACCAUGCGGACGGUGAAGACCUAUGCACAGCGAAGCCUUCGGCCGUAUUCACUCCCACCGGAGGUAGAACGCAUACCUUGAGCGUUGCUAUUCCCGGAAGCAUCGUCGCCAAUGUCCCAUCCCUCGAGCAAAAGACGUAUCUCGCAGGUGCUAUCGCACGCGCCCUUGCAGUGUUCUGCGUAGACGAGGUGGUGGUAUUUGACGAUUUCGACAGCUACGGCAACAAUGGCAACGCUGAAAGCGGCCGAAAGGUUACUCUCCAGAACCGCAAACAACCCUGGAACGGAUACACUGCGAAUUCAGACCCCUCGCAUUUCCUAGCUCAUCUGCUCUCUUACCUGGAGACUCCGCCAUACCUCCGGAAAUAUCUCUUCCCCAUGCACCCCAAUCUUCGCACGGCAGGUAUGCUCCCCAGUCUGGACAUGCCGCAUCACCUCCGCCAGAAUGAAUGGUGCGAUUACCGCGAGGGCGUUGUCAUUUCUCGUCGAAAUAGCGGCAGCGAGGGGAAAGGGAGAAAGUCCAGCAAAGAUCACGGCGAAAAUUACGACAAUAAUACCAAUCACACUAAUGAUCACAAUCAAAACGGAGACACGGCAGUCACUGUCAUCGAUACAGGCCUCCACCAGAAGGUCAUGCUCCGAGACAUCGAACUCCCCGAACGAGCGCGAGUCACAGUCCGUUUCUUCUCCCAGGACCAACAGAUACAAGCCGAACCCGUCCACUCCUCCACCCCCCGUCAAGAAGCAGGAUAUUACUGGGGUUACUAUGUCCGCCGUUGUCGCUCACUGUCAGCGGUAUUCACUGAGUGCCCCUUUGACGGCGGCUACGACCUGUCCUUUGGCACGUCGGAACGAGGUGUCCCCGUCUCUGAUAUCAUGAAUGGCCAGUACGACGACAAAAGAAUUAAUGGCGGCGGUAGUAAAGGCGAUGAUGAUGAUGGUGAUACCACAGCCGUCUUCCCGGACUACAAGCACCUUCUCGUCGUGUUUGGCGGGGUCGCUGGCAUCGAGGUCGCUGUCCGGAACGAUCGCCAGUUACGCGGCAUGUCAAUGCGGCCUGUUGAUGCUAAUAAAUUGUUCGAUUAUUGGGUCAAUCUGCUGCCUGGACAGGGUAGUAGGACUAUCCGCACUGAGGAGGCGGUUUGGCUUGGGCUGACGAGUUUGAGGCGCCUGGUGGAGCGGAAGAAUCAUGGUUAUGGUUAUCGCCAUACAGACGGGCCUGUAAAUCAGAAGAGGAGAACCAGAGGAGAUUAUUGA